CCCCGUAGUACAUAAGCAGCCAUACUAAUUACAUGGUAUCGGAUGUACUUCGGGCGACUUGCGAAUCAAUGCACCAUUUGUAAAUUAAAGCGCUGCACCCGUAAGGGUGCGUCGAGAGUAAGACUGCACUAGUACCCUUCUAAAUAUUUUUUAUUUGGCAGUUUAAUAUUAUUCAAUCGCACGCAACUAUGGAAGCAACGAUGGCUGCUAUUAAUACCAUUCAUGACUCAUGUGAGAUAUAUGUAUCUUCAAAGUAUAACUGCAUUAUAUCGCAUGAACAACUUUCAACUCCAUUCCACAUUGAAAUUGACAUCAAUUAUGUGAUCAGCAUACUGCCAAUCCACUCACCCACCAGGAACAUGAUCGAAUAAUAUGCCCUAGGAAAAUCGUCGGCGCCGUAUAAUAGUCUACUACUACCGCUAAAAUGGGUCACAAUGAUCGAGAGUUGCCGGGCUUACCAUGCGAAAUCUUUCUCAUCGCAUGUUCAUAUCUAUCGCCUCAGGAAGCACGAUCGUUACGAUUAUGCUCUAAAAUAUUUGCAAACAUUGGAGCUUGUCGCGGCUUCGAGCAGAUCACCUUCUUUCUCUACGGUCCCGAUCUCGAGAAAUUACACGAUAUUACUAAUCACCCUAUCAUUAGCAAAAAUGUCAAGACCAUCGUUUAUGAAGCAGCCAUCCUCGAGGACGAGUUCCUUAGCUUCGAACAAUACAGAGAGAAAUCCCGUAAUUUCUACUUGCACAAUCGGGUGAAAAAUGUUAAGAAGAAUUGGAUCCCGGAUAUCGCGUUCCGGAAAGCACCUAUCGAUUCGGAAUAUAUACAAGAGAACUACCUAGAAUACAAAAGGAUCUUCACUCAACAAGCCCUGAUACUUGAGCAGAACUUGGAUUUCGAACAUCUCAAGGCAGCCAUCCCCAAACUCAGAGGUCUAAGGGAGAUUGAAAUCAACAACGCGCGCCCCCUUCGACGAUCGCCCUUCGAUGCAUUUUUCGCUCGGAUCAACUGGUCAUAUCCCGAAAUGGCCAGACGGCAGGUAGAAGCUGUCAUGCAUGGGUUGAAAAACUCUGGUAUCCAGUUGCACACCCUUCGCGGCCUUAAACUAGAGUCAUGCUUAAUUAAUCCACAGACCCUCGAUAUUAUGGCUAUAGCAUGUGGUAGGUUAAAGUCGAUCAACCUUGAGUUCCUCGGCAAGGACACGUAUAUCUUUGGUUACAUAAGUAUACCUGGAGAACUCCGUGCAUCGACCCAGGAUAGCGCACUAAGAAAGUUCUUUUCACGCCUUCCCAAUCUUGAAGUCCUGGAUUUGAAAUUCAUUGAGUCACUGAUGCUUAUGAAAUAUCCGGUUCGCCUCUACGAUGUUAUUACUCCGGGUUUCGUAUGGGCAAACCUGCGCGAAAUUUGUCUACAUUUCAUCGAGAGCGAGAGAUAGGAGUUACUCGCUUUCUUCGAGGACCACCAGCUGACGUUAAAGACCCUCCAAUUGCAUAAUUGCCGACUUUCUACUUCUUCGUGGCUGAAGCUAAUAUGGCAGAUGAAAGGAAGAUUGAAAUUGCAUGACAUACGCAUCACUGGGAGAA
Molecule: messenger RNA, 1574 nt
Organism: Hypoxylon trugodes
Lineage: Eukaryota; Fungi; Ascomycota; Sordariomycetes; Xylariales; Hypoxylaceae
Exons: 1
Coding region: 425-1426 (333 amino acids)
Source: RefSeq, a predicted model, not a curated record